Oxyura jamaicensis (ruddy duck) is the source of this 4443-nucleotide messenger RNA. It is a transcript of the gene AHRR, whose product is annotated as aryl-hydrocarbon receptor repressor. NCBI's taxonomy places the organism in Eukaryota, Metazoa, Chordata, Aves, Anseriformes, Anatidae. The record is from RefSeq and is a predicted model, not a curated record. Gene Ontology annotation, molecular function: protein dimerization activity; nuclear receptor activity; transcription cis-regulatory region binding. Gene Ontology annotation, cellular component: aryl hydrocarbon receptor complex; nucleus. The coding region runs from base 188 to 2467 and encodes 759 amino acids. The transcript is spliced from 11 exons. Gene Ontology annotation, biological process: regulation of transcription by RNA polymerase II.
GCGGGGACCCGGCGGGCAGCCGCCUUCGCUCAGCAUUCGCCCGCCCGCCACCUGGAUCGCCAAGGGGAGCGGCGGCCGAAGCAUCCUUCCCCGCCGCCGGCACCCUCUCCGGCCCCGCCGCCCCUCGCCCCGCCGCCGCCGCCCGGAGAAACUUGGCGUGCUGGCGGGCACCGUGGGCAUCAAAACAAUGAUUCCUCCGGGGGAGUGCCUCUAUGCUGGGAGGAAAAGGAGGAAACCCAUUCAGAAACAAAGGCCUGCAGCUGGGAAUGAAAAAUCAAAUCCUUCAAAGAGGCACAGGGACCGUCUGAAUGCAGAACUUGACCAUCUGGCCAGCCUCCUGCCUUUCCCACCCGACAUAAUAUCCAAGCUGGACAAACUAUCCGUGUUGCGCCUUAGCGUCAGCUAUCUGCGAGUCAAAAGUUUCUUUCAAGCCAUUCAAGAAAAGCACUUUAAGAAGCAAGUUGGCCAAACGAUAAAAGAAGACAAUGUAUGUAGCAAGACCGCUGUACAAGAAGGUGGACUUCUACUAGAAUCACUGAAUGGUUUUGCAUUGGUGGUGAGUGCAGAUGGAAUGAUAUUUUAUGCAUCAUCAACAAUUGUGGACUACCUAGGGUUUCAUCAGACCGAUGUAAUGCACCAAAACAUAUAUGAUUACAUUCAUGUGGAUGAUCGACAGGAUUUCUGUAGACAACUGCACUGGGCCAUGAAUCCUCCUCAGAUGUCGUCUGGACAGCAAACACAGACAGAAACAGGAGAAGAAUAUAUUCUCAGUAAAUUGUUUAAAGCACAAGAGAAUGACAGCAUGACAACAGAUUAUUCUUCCUUCUUAACUCGUUGUUUCAUCUGUCGAGUUCGCUGCUUGUUGGACAGUACUUCUGGCUUCCUUACAAUGCAGUUUCAAGGCAAACUAAAGUUUCUUUUUGGACAAAGAAAGAAGUCCUCAUCAGGAACAGUAUUACCACCUCAGCUGUCCUUAUUCUGCAUAGUGGUACCACUUCUUCUCCCUUCUGUGACAGAGAUGAAGAUGAAAAGCCUGCUUGUGAAAGCAAAACACAAAGCUGAUGAUGCAACAGCAGUGAAUACAAACUCCAGUUCUAAAGGCAAUUCAGGACUGUGUGAAGCAGCAGAAUUAUAUGGAAGAAAUAGUCAUCAUGAAGGUGCAUCUUUCAAUAAUGUUUUACAGAUUGCUGAAAACCAACUCAAAGCAAAGAAUAAUGGAGAAAAUGGCAUUUCUCUAGUCAAAGUACAAACAAAUGAAGAUCACUGGGUCUGGGUUCAAGCUAACACUCAACUUCUGUAUCGAAGUGGUUGUUCAGAAUAUGUCCUUGCCCAGCAGCAAAUGUUAAAGGAAGAAGAUGAACAACUGAAGAUACCAAGCAGUUUUGCCAGUUUGAAAGGAAACCUGGAUGGAUUUUCCUAUAAUGGUGCCAUUGAAACCCUGGGCCAGUUAAAGCAUCUUAACUGGGCAGCAGUAAAAAAUGAACAAGACAAUAUAAAAGUGAAGUUUGAGCCUCAUACAAACGGUGAGUGUUUCAUGCAGGAGGAAUCUCUCAGCUCUAACGUAUCAGUUUUAGGCGUUCAAAACAACUGCACAACAAACAACAGCUGGACUUUAAGAAACUCAAGCUCUUGUUCUGUGAACCCGCGAAUGAAUGCGUGUUCAAACAGAAGAGCUGGAUCAUUCUACAAUAGAGACCAAAGUUUCUUAAAUUUAGCAUCAACUUGUCCUUCCCACUGGGGGAGUGCAGAAAAUUGUCAGUCUUACUCAGGCUUACAGCAGCGCGCUGUGGAGAGCUACGCUACAGACCAUCUGAAACUGCAGAGAUCGUUAAUAUCCUCAGAGUCUCUCUAUGAUGCAGCGUUUCCCUUGGAUAUGCCUAUCAAAACAGAAUAUGAUUCUGAUUCGGAAAACAUCGCUGAUAACUACCUGACGUCACAAAACCGAGCCUGGAUGGACGACAACGGCGCAGUGAGGAAGCAGUUGUUCAGCUAUCCCAACAAGGUGCACCUUAAAACAGAACCGGACCUCUGUCAGCAAGCUUCACCUUGCCAGAAGCCUAGGCACUGCCUUUACACGCCGCAUAACUGGCAAUGCAUCGUAGCAAAUCAUCCCAGCAAUCUCAAUCUGAACAGAUCUUGCAAGGGUUUGCGUAACAGAGAGGUGGCCCCGUUUUGCCCCCAGAACUCCUCCACCUGCUUGGAAAGCCUGCCUGACCUGCCGCACUCCGAGUGCUAUGGCCAGUUCUACAGCCCCGGUCCAGGGGAGGAGAAAGAGCAGAGUAAUGAGGUUUUUAAAAUGCCAUGUGAAUAUAAAAACCCCUGCUUGGUUCAAGCAAUCAAGCGUGAGCCCCUGGAUUCCCCACCGUUGUCCAGCAGUGGACAGAACAGAGCACACGUGAGCUUCCCUGAAAACACAUUAGCAGGUCCUGUGCCUCAUAAAACCACUGAAUGUACAUACUUACAAUAGAUUUUAUAGCAUUGGGAAUAUUUAUAAUCUUACAGGCAAGAAGAAAUUGUACAUUCUCUUCCAGUUGGGUUAAGUGAGUUACCAAAAUUUAAAGCCAGUGGAAAGAUUUUAAGUGUGUGUGCGCGCGUGUGCUUCUGUGUGUGGAAGAAAACUGACACAGAUGCAUACCCCCCUCACACCUUUACUCACAGCCAUUCUCUUACUGAUCUCUGGAAAGAAAGAAAGAUAAAACCUCAGAUACAGAAAAAUAAUCAGUUAUUAUUGCACAGGUGUACUUGCUAAUUUGUCUUCAUCAUCUUUCCUUUCUUGUUUGCAGUUCUGUAACAAGGUCUAGCUAUUUCUGUUUCUUGCCUUUGUUCCUUUUUUUUUUUUUUUUUUUUUUUUUCCUCUCUCAAAGUGAUGCCUUUGUGGAAAGAAAAAAUGUUUAUGGUCUUCAGUGUGGCCAGAAGUUUACCUUUGGAGUUCUUUUGUUUUUAUUUUAGCCACUCUGAUAAGAAGCGUCAGCUAUUCCUUUAUCUCAACAUUAAAUUAAUGACAACAGGCAAGGGCUUCCCAAACCCGACUUCUUAACUUAAAAGGAUAGCAUUAAUUUAGAGAAAAUAGCACUCAUAAAACACAUUAGAAGUUAUUUCACUUCAAACUGAGGUUUUCCCCAUGUUUCCUUGACAAGACUGUUUUAGUACACAUAUUUUUCCAUUUUAAAGCCUUCAGGCUUUCAUGUUGCUGUUUGAAAGACUGAACAACGGGAUGUUAUCCACUUCCAUAAAUGAGCUACAAAGGGCUUUUAAAUGUAUGAGAAGAAAAUAUUUCUCCAAUUAUUUUCCUUGCUCUCACUUGUAACAUUAACAAAGGAAAUGCACUUUUAAAUUUGAUGGUAUCUCUUUGACUGAUAAGAGCUUGUUAGUCAUCAUCACCUGACGUCAAAAAUCAAAUCCCACACUAAGAUUAGAAAUGUUAUUUCCAAAAGCAACCUCAUUUCAUCCCCAAAAGAAAAUCUUAAUCUCACUGAGAGACAACUGGAUUUAUGCACCAAAGUGCUUUUGAAAACAGAUCCAUAUGCUUUCCUUUGAACCCAGAUAGUCAUUUAUUUCCACUUUAAAAACAAAUUUACAACUCUGUUUUGGUUAUUGUUGUUGUUGUAGUUUGACUCCUGCACUAAUUUUUGUUUUAAAAUUGCACUAUUUCAACUUUAUAUCGCCUUCAAUUAUAUAAAAAAACAUCAUUAUAUAAAAAAAAAAAACUUAGAUGUAUAUGUGCUUUUUGAAAGAAGCCCUAUAAUGAAUGUUUUCUUUUUCCAAAUGUUAUAAUUAUAUUGUCUUUACCCCUACUAGCCACUAAGGGCAUGGCUUUACAUGCCAGUGAAGUGGCAUAAAUUUCUCCCUAAUGAGAGGGAUAAGUGUAGUUUUCAGGCAAGGGGAUGGUUCUGCGCAGGGAGUGGCACCCGGGAGUCUGCUCUUCUCCGAGUCUGAUAGAAGUUGCUGCCUGAACGUUAGAGUUGGCAGCAGUAAAUACAUGCAUUCUCUGCAUGUCACUUAUGUGCUUAGGAACAAUGGUUUGAUCCGAGAUGCUGCACUUUACACAGAAAUGAUGGAGACACUUACUAAACUUUUGAUGACUGUCCUGCAUGUGGCAGUAUUCACUGCAGAAAGGGAAGAGUGGAUGAUAGAGGGGCAAUAAUGCCCUGCUGCAGCUCAAGUUAAAUCUGCCACAAUCCAGCUGACCAUACUCAAACCAGAACAUCUCUAUUUAUCUCUGAGGUACAUCAGCUCCCUGUUGGCUACGUGCUGCCUCUUAACUUGAGACUGUCGUGAUAUCCUUGCCUUAGUACUUUCACCGGUGGGUACAAUGCAACAUCAGAGCCCUUUCAGAGAUGAGGCUGUAAGGGUGGAAUUUACACUGCAAUCCGGUGAUUCAUCAUUCCCUUCACGUAGUGUUAAGCCCAAUCACACAAAUCGUUCUGGGUACUCAAGUUGCGC